CGCAUAUUGUAUUUUUCAUGAUGUCUUGUCUCAAUUACAAUUGAUUAUUCACGUCGAUAGAAAUAAGGCGAGGCCGUCCUCAGCCUCACCGUUAUUAAAAUCAGUAGAUCCACCAGCCGGUCCCGCAAGCGUGACUGAAAAGAUCUUUUUCCCAUCCAAGAACUUUUCUGUCCUCUAAUCGUCAAAACCAUAAGAUUGAGACGUUUCGGAGCCCCACCACCAUUGCCCGUGAUCUCCCAUCAUGACAGCUGCGUCAACAGCCCCUGUUUCAAGCGGGCCAAGAGCCGUCCCGGCUUCCCAAGGCGGGGGGCAACCGAAACAACAGAAAGACCAAACCCAAUGGGGUUGCGCCAUGUGGACGGUGCUUGCGUUGUUUAUCUUCUGCGGGUGUGGCACCCAAUACUCGGCGGAUGCAGUUUGGAACAAGGCGGUCGUGCGAAAUCGAGAGAAUACCCGCGACGAGCGCUACGGGGCCUGGAUGAUCGUCGUAACGUUUGGCAUGGCCGCCGAAGGAUUCUGUCUGCUCGUCUUUUUCGCCAUGCGACUCUUCGACCGGAAAGGGCAAGAGGCGCCCAAUAAUGACUCGAUUAAGGGACAAGGAUCUGCUUUCGACGGUGAUAAAAGCGCGACGGCGAUGAAAAACGAAGACGCGGACGAUGGCUUUCGUUUGCAGAAGAUGUUGGUUCGCGCACACUCCCAGAAUAUGUCGCCAAGCAAUGAAGAGAAUAAUAACAAUAAGACGUCGAUAAAGUUCAGUGGAGCACGGUUUGUCGCCAAAAGAAAUUUGACUUUGGUUGAUCAAGCGGAAGACAAUAAUAAUUUCCCAGCGGAAGAGGAACAAAAAAUAUACCCAAAUCAAGCCACUUCACAGCUCUUGCUGUCUCGCGAGCGGACCAGCUCCAGUGCGGACGUGUUGGACGCCCACGUCGGCGAUGACGAAGAUGACAGUCGUUUCCGCUUCUGCGACCAGCGACUGCUGCGGUUCAUGUUUUCCGGGGUCUUCGACGUGUUGAGUGCGUCCUUCACCCUCACUUCCUUCAUGGCAGUGUCACCGGCAGUGAACCAGGUCUGUCGGUGCAGUCGGCUCGCGUACGUCAUAGUUUACUGUUGUAUAGGAUUUACUUAAAUUUGAUCUAUGACUUCUGCUCUUGUUCGAUGUUGAUGAGAAUGAUAAAAACGUCGAACGACUCACUAGACGAGCUAAAGACACCUAGUCGUACAAUGCGCCUCCGGGGACGACAGAAGUUUCUUGUGCCUACACGACGACGGCCUUAGGAGAGAUGAAAAUUUCAAAUCAGGUUCAAUGGCAUUCUGAAUCGCGUUUUCUUCGCCAAGAAGCUGCAGUGGUUCCAAAUUGUCGGCUAUCAAGUGUAAAAAUGUCUGGGUCUGAAAGAUUGCCAGGUUUGUCAUGCACGUUUUGCAUGACUCCUGAUGUCUGUGAUGCAUGCCCUAGCAUCACAGAUUUUGUGAGGGCUUCCUGAUGCCUAUACCGCACGGCAAAUGCUCUUUCCGUGUAGCAAAACUUGGACUCUCUUGGCUGCUCAUGCAAUACAGUUUUUUUUAGAAUCCAAAAUCAGCAACACAAGUUGCAUUCUUCCAGACCCAGACAUUUUUGCAAUCCAUAUCGGCAUUUUGGGGUGCAGUCUGGGGAUCGCCAUGCAGUACGUGGGUAAGGUUUAUUUUCCAUUGCCCGCGCCACCCACCUCCGGCCCCACCAGCCGCGGGCUCAUGGACGAGUUCAAGUUGACGGACGCCGCCCCGGCAACGGGCAUCACCAUUGCGCUGGCCGGCAACUUUUUGGGAUCGAUCCAGCACUGCCUGCAGGCGCAGUUCUUCCAGCAAUUGCCGAAGACGCCCGCGACGGUGGUGGUUGGGAUCGAGGGCUGGACGGGGACCAUGGUUGCCGUCCUGUUUAUCAUGCCCAUGCUCUACUUGCUGGGGUCUAUCCAUGAUAACCAAUCUCCUCUAAGACCUCCACUUCUAUCUCCGGACCAAACCGGUGCCGACGACUCUGCUGCUGGUGCAGCUCCAGGUGCUGGUGUUGUUAUUACCGUCGGCGGGGUUCCCACGCACGGCUACUCCCCGGGCGGAGAACAACACCGGGACGGUUUAUUUUCAGGUAGUUUUCUGUUCCGAAGGCCUCCUGGGGGAGCUGCCCCCGGAGCGGGCGGCAGUGGUUCAUCGUCUUCGCAAUUUCUAGCAGGUGGCGCACCUCCACAGGCUGUAGUAGAUCACGAAGAAGGGAGCGGCGUUUUGCUUUUUUUCGCCAAACAGAAGCAGAUCCUUCUCACCGGCAUUAUCCAGUUCUUCAACUCGCGAUCGCUGCAACUCGCGAUGCUUUCCUACUUCAUCUUCAACGCGAUCGUGUGUUCGGUCGGAUCGGUGGUCGGGAAAAAGUUGGAGUCCUCGGGUCGGGCGAUUUUGGAGUGUGUGCGGAUCAUUGCUGUGUGGAGUUUCGAGAUUCCGUACAUGUUUUGGAAGUACGACGGCGACUGGGCCGCGGUCUACCAGCUGAAGUUUGACUACACAGAAACCGGGUUUUGGAUGGAAAAGCUGGCCUUUCUCCUCAUCGCCGCCGCGACCUUGGUCUAUUUCGAAGUGGUCAAAUUCGCCUGUCUGGGCAGCGUUCUUGUGGUUGACGAAGAUGACGUCAGCGGGGAGAAAAAAUACAAGGGAGAAGAUCAUGACGAUGCAAAAAUGCUGGAGGUGGACAACUGCUACUGCAAUGACGAGGAUAGUGCAUUGCUAGGGCGGCCACGGGGCAAGGUCGGCGUGCACAACGAGAAGGACGCUGAUGCGGAGGUGGAGCAGAACGCCAGAAGGCUUGGAAAGUAGAACGAAUAAAAAAGAAAGAAUAAAUCGAUUGAUUUGAUGAUGUGGCCAGUACCACACUAUCAAAGUUUUUUUUCGUUUUCGUAUGAAGUUACAAUAGCAACAGGAAUGUUCUCUUUCGGCUUCGUCGACGUUGCGAGAGGAACAACAGCCUCGGGACAUCGACAGGUCUACAGCAGGUACAGAAAUUGAGAUGCAAAUCGUUCCACGUGAACGAGGAACGCAUCUCUUUCUUUUGUCGUUUUCUUCGCAGCGAAAGUAAAACGAGGAACCUCUUCCCGAAGAAUUUUAUAGAGUAUCAGUGCACCAGGUCGUGUUUUUACCUGGUGUUUUAUUCAUCGUCUUGUUCUUUUUCUCUGCACUUCUUAGCUAGUAGUUUCUCGCCAGAUAUUGAUACAGAUGCUCCGCCUGUCCAGCACGAGUAUAAAUUGUCAUGAAUUAAUUUCUUCAAUUAUCCGCCCUGAUUUGUAGAGAACCACCUAGGCGUCCACGUCGCGCUUGACUAGCCUGGAGAUGAUGAUGGAGCGAUGAAACAAAUUUGUAGUGAAAGCACGAAGAUGCUGUUGUUUUUGACCUCGCUUUUCGGUCGAACCAACGGUCUUCACCAUGGACGUUUUUCUAACUCAAGACAGAAACUCCAGCGGAAACUUUUUGGCCGUUCUUGCUGGAACUGAACUGCUGGCAAAUGGAGGGCUCUGACGACGACCACGGGUCACUAGACCAUGGUUUCUCUCAGUCUCAUCGUAGUACGCACUGAAGCUGUUGAAUUCGCACAACUGCAGUUCCUGUCAUCAAAUAAUCUUCACGGUUGAAGAUAUUACAGUAAUUUUUACCUCAGUUACACAAGUAGCUGGAAGUAAAGCGAGCGACAGACAUCAUGUUGGUGUGUGUAGAAGCGUCUUCAGAUAGAAUAUGUCGAUAAUAUUGACAAUCUGUGCGUGAGUUCAUGAUGAAUAGCACGUCAUGACAAGGUGCAGCUCCUAC
Amoebophrya sp. A120 is the source of this 3816-nucleotide messenger RNA. The record is from the annotation of a GenBank genome assembly. NCBI's taxonomy places the organism in Eukaryota, Dinophyceae, Syndiniales, Amoebophryaceae.